Helianthus annuus (common sunflower) is the source of this 2044-nucleotide messenger RNA. RefSeq names its product F-box/LRR-repeat protein 25. The record is from RefSeq and is a predicted model, not a curated record. Gene Ontology annotation, molecular function: protein binding. Bases 108 to 1262 code for a protein of 384 amino acids. Lineage: Eukaryota; Viridiplantae; Streptophyta; Magnoliopsida; Asterales; Asteraceae. The transcript is spliced from 3 exons.
CACGAAAGUUGGGCUUGUAUCGAACCCCAACACCCGUUUAACAGCCCUUGUGGAAAAUAAAAUCAACAUCUCAUUUCUCCUCAUCGCCGGCCUCUCUUUGUUCACAGAUGGAAGAAGAGAUGGAUCGCAUUUCACAGCUUCCUGAUUUCAUUGUUCAUCACAUACUCUCAUUUUUGCCUGACUCUCCUCCUGCUGAACUUGUUCGAAUGAGUGUGUUGUCCAAGACCUGGUUUCACCUAACCGCUUCUUUUCCCAUUUUAAAUUACGAUAUCUGUAAAUUUAAAUCUAGAGAAAGUUUUUUCAAGUAUGUUGAGUGCACCACCUCUAGAUUCUGCCACCAAAAUCUCACUGCACACAGGCUCACGCUCUAUGUAACCAUCCGGAAUCCUGCAGAAUUAGAUAUUGUCAACAGAUGCCUUGGAUUACUUCUUGUGAUUGGCGUCAAGGAGUUGUCCAUGUCUAUGUCAGCUAUGCCAAAGUAUCGUUUGCCUAACACACUCCUAUCUGUUUCUGUGUUAAAAUCGUUGAGCAUAUAUAACUGUGAGUUGCCUUCUUCUUUGAUGCAUGACGGUGUCGUCAAGUUUAAGUCUUUGAUUAGUUUGCAACUCCAAAACGUCCGUAUCGAUGAAGAGGUGAUCAAGUAUAUCACCACUGGUUGCCCUCUUCUACAGUGGUUUGAGAUGCGUUGUUGCUAUGGUUUCAAAAGAUUUUGUGUUUAUCAACACCAAAAUCUUCAAAGAGUUGGUCUUGUUGGAACCUCAGUUGAGAUAAUUGAUAUUGAAGCUCCAAAUCUAUAUAAUUUUUAUUUAGCAGCAAAAAACGCUGGUAGACGGCCACCAAAAUUGAACUUGGCUUCGUGCAAAAAACUAACUUCAGUGACUUACGAAGGGUAUCCCUCACCAAACUCGAAUGGAUUCUUAUCCAACUUCCCCUUUGUUGAAAAUUUGAAUUUGUUUACUAGUUGUGAAGGCAACAAUUUGAAGUUGUCAAGUCAUUCCUUGAGGACAUUGGAGUUAUUUACAGACUUCGAUUUGGAAAAAAUCGAGUUAAGCACCCCCAAUUUGGAUUUAUUUAUUUAUUGUAAUGACGACUAUGGUUGGGUUGGGGUAAGGCAGUUACCCCAUUUGAAAGCAUGUAUGGGAUGCUAUCCUGAUGGUUCUAUAGAUACUGCUUGGUUCCAGAAGUUGAGGCUCUUUUUGGACAAAAAAAUGGUUUCAAAGCUUCCAAUUUGUAUAUUUGCACGGAUCAGGUGCUUUCUUUAAUCAAACCGUUUAUCUAUUACAUUAUCGUGAACACUUAUAUAAAACAACCCCAACUCAAAGUUGUAUAUUCCUCCCAUUCCAUUUGUCUUGCAGAAGUUCAUAGUGUUAGAAAACAUAAAGGAGAAUGAGUUGCCACCUUUUGAACUUGAGCAUCUUGAGCUACAUUUUGAGCACGAAGAAUCGUUAGAUCAUGCGGCUUUUGUGGAUGCAGUUCUUUGUUGUUUCCGUCCUCGAUUUCUAACCUUAAGAUCAUCCUUUCCUUUAACUGAUUCUGAAGAACAAAGUGCUCUUGUCAAGUUUACUUACGAGAGGCUACUUGAACAAGAAAAUCAAGGCCAUACCAGUAUUCAGAUUGUGUCGCCUUACUCUUCCAAAGCACAAAAGCAGGGCUUGAUGUUAUUGGCAGACCCCUUACUUGAAGAAAAAGCAAUUAGCUUUAUAAAGGAAAAAAGGGACGCAUAUUAGUGAGUUAUUUUUAUAGAUACAUUCUUUACCUCACACGUUAAUACCCAAACAGAAGAAGCAUGCGGUCAAAGGUUUGCGGAUUUGGAGAAUUUAUGAUGCGUUGGAUGUAGGAGUCUAUCGGUUAAUUUGGAUUGAAGAUUAGAGUUUAACAAAUUGUAAUUAAACUUUAUAAGUAUUAUGCUCUUUUAUAUUUACAUAUGUAUUGGUGGUUUUGAAUUAUGACAAUACUGAUGUUUGGGCUAUAUAUAUUAAUAUAUAGUCCGUGGGUUUGCUUCAUUACUAUUUGUGGAUAUCUAUAUAUAUAUAUAUAUUUUUGG